GGAGUUGCUAAUUGUUACUACUAUACUCUACUUAUCGCCGCAGGCAUCGCCGUAUAUCUACUUAACAGUCAUAAGUAUAUCCUUUAAUCAUCUGAGAUUAUUAUACGUGGGCAAGAUGGGCAUCGUGAGAAACCCGCCAAGAUUAGGUCGGUCAAAACCAGGCUUGUCAAAGCCAGGCUUGUCAAAACCAGGCUUGUCAAAACCAGGCCUGCCAAAAUCAAACAAGCCAGAAUUAUGGAAGCCUGCUCGCAAGACACGCUCGUUGUUCGACAAGCCGUUCGCUUCGGCGAGGGAUUACAAGCUGCGUAUGAGUUCCGGCUGGACAGUAAGCGAUGGAACGUAUAUAUCCAUACCUGAAGAUCGAAAGACUAAGAGGAACGUCCCGCAUCCAAGCUAUAUUCACGACGCUUACCGGGCCACUUUCGGACUUAGCACUCUUCAGCUUGCCCACAAUGCCCCGAUUUCCAUGUGCGCUCUGGACGUCGCAACCGAUCACCUCUGGAAGUGCUCUCCCCCUUUUGUCCAGACUGAGGUCAGUGUAUAUCCUCCAAACGGGCCAGCCCUCUGGUCCCGAGACGAGAGCCAUCAGGAGGCGAUUUUCAAGGAGACGGAGCGCCAGACAGAGAAGAGGGGCAAGGACGUGUACGGGGGAUUCAAGACCAAGCCUUGGGGUAUCUGGCCGCUCUGGGUGGAGGACGAAUGGGGAUACGAUUACGUCCUGCUCGUCUGGUAUGCCGACAGUACGGAUGCGUCUCCCGACUCCUUCGAAACUGUCACGAUGGCUACUAUAUACGACCCCCGCCGUCAUCCGAAGAGCCACGAUGAUGGAAAACAUUACCCGAUUAGUGAGCGCAGACAGAGACUAGAGAGACAGGUACGGAGAUUCUUUAAUCGGGCGGGCUUUAAUACGUCUAGGUUGGCGUUUAAGAAGGGAAGCAUUAGCCCCAUGCCGAUCGGCGAAUGUACGUCGGGAGAACGCUGCUUCGCGGCCGUCAAGGAAUUGCUGGAAAGCAUCAUGAACUACUACCUUGAUAUAGCCCAGGGAGCACAACAGGAUUUCUCGAUGGGCUUCUGGAAUCUCUCGCAGUGGGUCAAUCCAUAUCAGUACCGCAUCGAGAUGGCCGGUAUCAACGCGUGGACGUUGAUGGCGACGUUUGACUACAACGCCCGCAUCGCUGUAGAGUGUGUAGAACCUGAUAUCAAGACGGAAGUCGUGGUCGACGGUCGACGCCGAGUACUUAAGCCUAAUCAUCUUGCUGGUUCGUCUACCGCGCCACUGGUUUCUGCGGACGACUAUCUUCUCUACCCGGCUCCCAAAGCAGAAUCCGAACCCGAACCCGAAUCCGAAUCCGAAUCAGAGUCCGAAUCAGAGUCUGAAUCGGAUGUAUCAAAUCCCGAAUCAGCUUGAUGAGAUGAAAUCUGGAGAUGGGGGGAUAGUCAGAGUUUCCUAACGAUGAGGACUAGAAUCUCGGGGUGAGCAAUGGCGUAAGCGGAGUUCCGGAACGAGGACGAGGCAAUGUAAAUAUACAGUUGCACGAUGGUUUGUAUUUUAGAAUGUACUUAUAGAUUGUAUGGAUCCUGAGUUUCCUCAAGUGAUUCCGUGAAUGAAUUGAUUGUUCGUGUAAGUUACAAGUAUAAAGUACCUCCUUAUCUCUUAGAGACCCAAACAAGGGUUUGUAAACUACCUGUGCCGUUCGCUACCAGCCGUUUUUACA
Messenger RNA from Daldinia vernicosa, 1715 nucleotides. RefSeq lists its product as uncharacterized. The record is from RefSeq and is a predicted model, not a curated record. The transcript has a single exon. NCBI's taxonomy places the organism in Eukaryota, Fungi, Ascomycota, Sordariomycetes, Xylariales, Hypoxylaceae. Bases 116 to 1408 code for a protein of 430 amino acids.